Messenger RNA from Torulaspora globosa, 4236 nucleotides. RefSeq names its product Arf family guanine nucleotide exchange factor GEA2 (gene GEA2). Bases 1 to 4236 code for a protein of 1411 amino acids. Gene Ontology annotation, biological process: regulation of ARF protein signal transduction. Gene Ontology annotation, molecular function: guanyl-nucleotide exchange factor activity. The transcript has a single exon. The record is from RefSeq and is a predicted model, not a curated record. Lineage: Eukaryota; Fungi; Ascomycota; Saccharomycetes; Saccharomycetales; Saccharomycetaceae.
AUGAAUCUUGAUAGCCCGGGAAGUGCGGCAGCGGUCGAUCCGGUGACCAUUGUGAUCAAGGAAUGCAUAAAUCUUUCGUCAGCGAUGCGAAAAUACUCAAAAUAUACAUCGCAAUCAGGUGUUGCAGCACUGCUGGGCGGUGGAAGUGAUAUAUUCAGCAAUCAGGAUGAGUCGCUGGUUAGUACGUUUAAUAAUCUUUCGGCAAACAGAAGUAAUGAUCCAUUAUUAUCGGGGUUUAUUCAGUUGCGUUUAAUGCUGAAUAAGGCGCAGGGACUUGAAAAUAUCGACUCUUUGACUCUGUUGCAACCUUUUCUGCUUGUUAUUAGCACCAGCUCGGUGUCGGGGUACAUAACCUCGCUGGCACUGGAUUCGUUGCAGAAGUUUCUGACGCUGAAUGUCAUUAAUGAAUCUUCACUCAACCAUAGAGCCGCCUAUCACGAGACUGUCAAUUCGCUUACUCAUUGCAGGUUUGAGGGUUCCGAGCAGCUAUCCGAUGAUUCGGUUCUUUUGAAAGUGGUCAUUCUUUUACAGACAAUUAUCCAGUCGCGCUGCGGUGACUUGCUGUCUGACGCUAUCAUGUAUGAUGUUCUACAGACGAUUUUGUCGUUGGCUUGCAAUAAGCGGAGAAGCGAAGUGCUGAGAAGAGCUGCGGAGUCGACUAUGAUCGCUAUAACGGUGCAAAUUUUCAGCAAAUUGAAGCAUAUAGACCCCACCAACCUGGCUCAAAAAUACAUUAAUGAUGAGAGUUACGCCAACAAUGAGCUUCAGGACGAUGUGAUUGGCACGACUGCGGGAAAGGAUGAUGCAACUAGUGAUCAUGAUACCAAAGAAGAUCAGAGCCUACCGAGUGCGAACGCUGACAUUUCUAAGCUUGACCCGACGGAGAUUAAAGCAACUCGCAUUACAGAUCCUAAAUAUGGACUACCAGUGAUAAAGCAAUAUUUGAACCUACUACUGUCUUUGAUAGUUCCUGAAAACCAGACAAAGCACACAAAUUCUGCCAGAAUCUUUGGUUUAAACUUGAUAAAUACCGCAGUUGAGCUGGCCGGCGAUAUAUUUCCCCUGCAUCCCCGUCUUUUCAGCCUCAUUUCUGAUCCGAUUUGCAAGUAUGUCCUUUUCAUCAUACAGAAUAGCAACAAGCUGUCGCUGCUCCAGGCUGCUCUCCAGCUAUUCACUACGCUUGUGAUAAUUCUGGGGAACCAUUUACAGAUGCAAGUUGAGCUGACUUUGACGCGUAUAUUUACAAUUCUUUCACAAUCAGCCAGUCAAAGUAACAAUGAAGCGAAAGAGAGGCCCGCUGCUGUGAAAGAGCUACUCAUCGAACAAAUCUCCAUUCUUUGGACUCGCUUCCCAUGUUUUUUUACGUCAACUUUCAUUACUUUUGAUUGCAACCUCGACAGAGCAGAUUUGUCAAUUCAAUUCCUGAAUUCCCUGACAAAGCUGGCCCUACCGGAAGCAGCACUCACAACCACGGACAGUGUACCACCCAUUUGCUUGGAAGGUCUCGUAUAUUUUAUUGAUGAAAUGUAUGAUCACCUGCAAAGUGUGAACAGGGAGAUAUUCCUCUCCGGAGAUGCCAGCAUCCACUUACUUGAACAGCGGGAACGUAAAAAGGAGUUCAUUAAAUGCGCUACAAUUUUUAAUGACAAACCUAAAAAAGGAAUUCCCCUCCUAAUUGAGAAGGGUUUUAUCAAGUCCAAUACGGAGGAAGCUAUUUCAGGCUUCUUAUUCGAGAAUAACAGUCGGAUGAACAAGAAAACGAUCGGUCUUUUACUUUGUGAUCCAACGAAAGCAACUCUGCUGCGAAAGUUUAUCGAUCUUUUUGAUUUCAAAGGCUUGAGGGUGGACGAAGCCAUCAGAAUUUUGUUGACAAAGUUUCGUUUACCUGGUGAGUCGCAGCAGAUUGAAAGAAUAAUAGAAGCGUUUUCCGCCAGAUAUGUGGAGUGUCAGAGUUAUGAUUCAAACGAGAUUAAUAAUGAAGCUACAGAUGACGUGAGGGCGGUACAACCUGAUGCCGAUUCCGUCUUCAUCUUGAGCUAUUCCAUAAUCAUGCUUAAUACAGAUCUGCAUAAUCCGCAGGUUAAAGAGCAUAUGUCUUACGAAGAUUAUUCAGGCAACUUAAAGGGUUGCUACAACCAGAAGGACUUCCCAACGUGGUACCUGGAGAGAAUAUACUCUUCGAUACGUGAUAAGGAGAUCGUAAUGCCAGAAGAACACCAUGGAAAUGACAGAUGGUUCGAGGAUGCUUGGAAUAAUCUGAUCUCUUCAGCGACAGUCUUGACAGAGAUCGCCAAAGAUUCAACCAGCGCAAUCGAGGGAUUAAGUCCUGAAGAAUUGGCACAUUUUGAUAAAGCUAUUUUCAAGCAGGUCGGAAGCUCUAUUGCUAAAACUCUUUUCAAAAUAUUCCAGGUUGCCUCCGAUGACCACAUCUCCACUCGAAUGCUUACGAGUAUUGACAAGUGCUCUUACAUUGCAUCGUUUUUCAAUAUCAAAGGCCUGUAUAACGAUAUACUUGGCAGGAUAUCCGAGCUGACGACUUUAGUUCCUGCAGCUUCUACUGCCAAGAGACAAUCAUCAGAUGCUGAUGAAAUUCCGCUGGUGGAGAUAGCGAUGGAAGACUGCAAUACCAGUAUUGUGGUAAGCACAGAAUCCGUUAGAUUGGGAAGGUCUUUCAAAGGUCAGCUUUGUCUGGUAGUGUUAUUCCGUAUACUUCGCAGAAAGAAUAGUCCUGGUGUCAUCAAUGAUGAAUUGUGGUCGAAAAUUGUUCAGGUGAUAUUAGUACUUUAUGAGAACUUAUUGAUCAGCCCAGACGUUUUUCCCGAAAUACAGCAAAGACUGAAACUUGGCAGCUUGAGGAGACCCGAACCUGAGAUCUCAAUCAAGAAAGCCAGAGAAAACAAGGGUCUACUUUCAGCGUUCGCGUCAUAUCUGAAAGGAGAUGAGGAGCCUACGGAAGAAGAGAUAGAUGCUUCCAUCAAAGCCAUUCAAUGCAUUGCAUCUACUGAUGUCGCCUCUUCUGUUUUCCGCAACGAGACGAAUAUCGCAGCAAAUCUAGUGAAGGUUUUGUUGAGCUCUAUAAAAAAAGAUAUAUCAUCGGAAAACGGUCGAUUUUUCGAAAGCGAGAUGCUCUUCCUCGUUGAGCUAUCUGUUGCCCUAUUGCAUAUUCACAACCUUGGUGAGGAUGUGGCAUCCAUAUUGUUGGAUCGGGUUACCGCGCUAUCACAAUCAGUUACGUUAUCAAAAGCAGCGGUGAUGAGAUUGGCCUCCUACAGGAUGCUUCUUCUCUCGGCUGUUGAUGAAUGUCAUUCACCUCUCCUAGAAUUAAUUAACAAAGAUCUGUUGGGGAAGAAUGAAGUCUUUACUCAGAAGUACUUCGCCGGAGAUGCUGGGAGUGAGGUUUUGCAUGGAAUUCUGGGGCUGACCGAAAAUGGACAAAAUCGGAAGCAUAUCUUGAAGGAUGCCGGGUUUUGGAAACUUCUCAGAUCCCUGGCCGCCAUAAGAAGGCAUACCAAGGAAAUUUAUCAAUUUCUAGAACGAUGUCUUUUAAAAUCAGACGGUGAUUUGACCGAGAAAAAUUUCAUGUGGAUUUUAGGCCUUCUGGAUGAAAUCUCAUCUGCUGGUGCCAUCGGAAGUAAAUGGGAACAGGAGUACGAUCGUCUGGUUCGCAAAGGACAAAAAGUGGACAAAGAAAAUCCUUAUCAAGACGUCGUUGAACUGUCUUUGAAGUCGAUUAAUCUAACCAGCCUUUUACUCGAUGAAGAAGUGACUACAUUAAGACUUACGAAAAGCGAGACAAUAGCACUCAUUCAGGCUCUUUCUCACCAAUGUUUGAACCCAUGCCAGCAGAUACGCUCCUAUUCACUGAAGACACUCGGUGUGGCAAUAACGGAGAGAAUCCACUUCCCAUCUGAAGAAAUAACCACCGCAGAAGAAGUAAUAGAUGGCGGGCUGUUACCCCUGCUGGAAUCCAACGCUACAAGACAAGAGAACAACGUUCCAAUACCGGAAAUUCUCGCAGUUAUUUCGAUAUUUUAUUUGCACUGUUUGAGGAAUAAACUAGCGACAAAUCAGACCUUCCUGAAAGUUCUGAACGUUUACAACAAGUUCGUUGACAUGCCCGCGGUCGAGAAGCAGCUGCAGGAACUAAUAACCGAGAAGAAGAAGAUAGAAAAGGAAUUUUCGCAGGAAGAGAACUCUUCAUCACAGGAAGUAAACGAACAUGUGAGCGAAGCUUGA